Messenger RNA from Haemonchus placei, 1284 nucleotides. Lineage: Eukaryota; Metazoa; Nematoda; Chromadorea; Rhabditida; Trichostrongylidae. The record is from the annotation of a GenBank genome assembly.
AUGUCCUGCUCCGCCAUCUUUAUACUCGAUCUGAAAGGAAAUGUAAUCGUUUCCCGUAAUUACCGUGGCGAUGUGGAAAUGUCAUGUAUUGAACGAUUCAUGCCAUUGCUUGUCGAGAAGGAAGACGAAGGUGUUCAUUCACCAGUUAUUCAAGCCGGAGAUAUAAGUUAUACCUUCAUCAAACACAUGAACCUCUACCUUGUGAGUAUAUCGAAGAAGAAUAUGAAUGCUGCCCUUGUUGUCUCAUACCUGUACAAAUGUGUCGAGGUGUUCUGUGAGUACUUCAAAGAUCUAGAAGAAGAAUCUGUUCGUGAUAAUUUCGUUGUAAUUUAUGAACUUUUUGAUGAAAUGAUGGAUUUUGGAUAUCCUCAGACCACGGAGAGCCGCAUUCUUCAAGAAUACAUUACACAAGAAGGCCAUCGACUAGAGAUCGCACCUCGUCCUCCUAUGGCAGUUACUAAUGCAGUUUCAUGGAGAUCGGACGGGAUUAAAUAUCGCAAAAAUGAAGUCUUUCUUGACGUCAUUGAAAGCGUCAAUAUGCUGGCAAAUGCUUCUGGAACAGUUUUACGAAGUGAAAUCAUUGGCUCAAUUCGAAUGCGAGUGGUUUUGAGCGGAAUGCCAGAACUUCGACUGGGCUUGAAUGAUAAAGUUAUCUUUGAACAAGCAUCGGCUGGUGCAAGAGGCAGCCGAAGCGGUAAAGGAGUUGAAUUGGAGGACGUUAAGUUCCACCAAUGUGUACGGCUGUCGCGUUUCGAUGCUGAACGAACUAUCUCAUUUAUUCCGCCCGAUGGAGAGUUUGAGCUCAUGAGCUAUCGUCUUACAACUCAGGUGAAACCUCUUAUUUGGGUUGAAGCUGUCGUCGAAAAGCACACGCACUCUCGAGUCGAAUACAUGGUGAAGGCUAAAUCACAAUUCAAGCGCCAAUCAAUUGCUAAUCAUGUGGAGGUGAUCAUUCCGGUUCCGUCUGAUGCAGACUCUCCGAAAUUCAAGACGAGCGUUGGCUCUGUGAAGUAUGUACCGGAGCUGAAUGCGUUUGUGUGGACGAUUCGCAGUUUUCCAGGUGGUCGUGAAUAUUUGAUGCGUGCACAUUUCUCGUUGCCUUCGAUUGUGAGCGAAGAGGCAGAAGGCAAACCUCCUAUACAAGUUAAAUUCGAAGUGCCUUACUAUACGACAAGUGGCCUUCAGGUACGCUACCUGAAAAUCAUCGAAAAAAGCGGUUAUCAAGCGAUGCCAUGGGUUCGCUAUGUGACACAAAAUGGUGACUAUCAAUUAAGAAUGACAUAG